CUUCAGGGUAGCACUCGCCUGCCUGCUUUCUCAAUGGAUGGUGACUUCGUUAUUGGGGGUGUUUUUAACAUACACUACUACAUUCACACAGUGAAGCAUAACUACACUUCCAUACCUGAGCCAAUAAAGUGCAAAGGGAGCAUUGACUCCCGUGAACUGCGCUUCUCACGUGCAAUGGUCUUUGCCAUCGAAGAGAUUAACAACAGCACAGAGCUGCUGCCAGGCAUCAAACUCGGUUAUCAGAUCUACGACUCAUGCGGCUCUGUGCCUGUGGCAGUGCAUGUGGCAUUUCAGCUUUCAAAUGGCCUGGACCCUGUAUUUUACACCGGUGACAACUGCUCUCAGUCUGGUAUGGUGAUUGCUGUUGUUGGUGACUCUGGAUCCACACCGUCCAUCAGCAUGUCACGUAUUACUGGAUCCUUUAACAUCCCUCAAGUGAGCCACUAUGCCACUUGUGCAUGCCUGUCUGAUAAGCAGCAGUACCCCAGUUUCUUCAGAACAAUCCCCAGUGAUCAGUUCCAGGCUGAUGCUCUGGCCAAGCUGGUGAAACACUUUGGCUGGACUUGGAUAGGUGCUGUCAAUUCAGAUUCAGAUUAUGGCAAUAAUGGCAUGGCAUCUUUCCUGGAAGCAGCACGCAAAGAGGGAAUCUGCGUGGAAUACUCUGAAUCUUUCUAUCGAACCCAUCCACAUAGCAGGAUCCAGAGAGUGGCAGAUGUUAUCCGGAGGUCCACAGCCAUGGUUGUUGUGGCAUUUACAGCUUCUGGAGACAUGAGGAUCCUGCUGGAGGAGCUGUCACGCAAGCCUUCUCCACCUCGCCAGUGGAUAGGCAGUGAGUCCUGGGUAACUGACCCAGACAUGCUGAGGUUCAGCUUUUGUACUGGAGCCAUCGGAUUUGGCAUUGAGAAAUCUGUCAUUCCAGGUCUGAGAGACUUCUUGCUGGAUCUCUCUCCCUCUAAAGUGUCUGCCUCUCCGUUGCUGACUGAGUUCUGGGAGGAUGCUUUCAACUGCAGGCUGGGGAAAAACAAGAGUGUGUGCGAUGGAACUGAAAACAUACAAACACUCCAGACCCCAUACACUGAUACAUCACAGCUGCGAAUCACUAACAUGGCGUACAAGGCUGUUUACGCAAUAGCACAUGCCAUCCAUAAUGCAGUGUGCAAGAAAACUAAUGCUACAGCUCAAUGUGACAAAUUCACCAGGACAGAAUCCAAAGAGGUUCUUAGUCAACUGAAAAAUGUAAAUUUUUCCCAAAAUGGUUAUGAUGUGUCAUUUGAUGCCAACGGAGAUCCUGUGGCCACAUACGAACUGGUUAACUGGCAGAAAAGUGAGAGUGGGAGCAUUGAGUUGGUGACAGUAGGGCGCUAUGAUGCAUCAUUGCCAGUGGGCCAGGAGUUCAGGAUCAACAGGAAGCUCACCUGGAUGGAUGGUGGCACACAAGUGCCUGUGUCAGUGUGCAGUGUCAGCUGUCCUCCAGGAACUCGUAAAGUGCUGCAGAAAGGAAAACCCAUCUGCUGUUAUGAUUGUAUACCAUGUCCUGAGGGAGAGAUCAGCAAUGACACAGAUUCUCCUGAUUGUUUCUCGUGCCCCAAGGAGUUCUGGCCUAAUGCAGAGAGAGACACUUGUCUCCCAAAGCCUGUCGAGUUUCUUUCCUUCAGCGAGGUCCUGGGAAUAAUCCUGACUGUAUUCUCAGUUGGUGGUGCCUGUCUUGCCAUUGUAACAGCAGUGGUUUUUUAUCGUCACAGGACAACCCCGAUUGUCAGGGCCAACAACUCUGAGCUGAGCUUCCUGCUG
Plectropomus leopardus (leopard coralgrouper) is the source of this 1791-nucleotide messenger RNA. Lineage: Eukaryota; Metazoa; Chordata; Actinopteri; Perciformes; Serranidae. The record is from RefSeq and is a predicted model, not a curated record.